Balaenoptera acutorostrata (minke whale) is the source of this 863-nucleotide messenger RNA. RefSeq names its product 10 kDa heat shock protein, mitochondrial-like. Gene Ontology annotation, molecular function: protein folding chaperone; protein-folding chaperone binding; ATP binding. Lineage: Eukaryota; Metazoa; Chordata; Mammalia; Artiodactyla; Balaenopteridae. The transcript has a single exon. Gene Ontology annotation, cellular component: mitochondrial matrix. Bases 321 to 629 code for a protein of 102 amino acids. The record is from RefSeq and is a predicted model, not a curated record.
AGGUAUUAUUUCAAUUGGUCACUGAAGAAGAGUAUUUAUCUUCAUUCAGCACUAAGGACAAAAUACAUGGACUUUUACAAUCUUUAUAAGGGGAAAGGUUGCUUAGUAGACUUCAGGUUUAAUGGUGAAGACUAGAAAAUAAUCAUACCUAGGAGGCUAGUAAGUAACAACCCUCAAAGCUUAUCAUUAAAGGUCAAGUACCUGUUGAAAUCCUGCCCCCACCCAAUGACUCUUCCCACUGUGCCUACUGCCUCUGAUUUUAACCCAUUAAAAGAAUAAAGCUGGAGAGAGCGAGAGUACGAAGCGCGGCAACCCGAGUCAUGGCAGGACAGGCAUUUAGAAAGUUUCUUCCCCUCUUUGACCGAGUAUUAGUUGAAAGAAGUGCACCCGAAGUUGUAACCAAAGGAGGCAUUAUGCUUCCAGAAAAAUCGCAAGGAAAAGUAUUGCAAGCAAUGGUAGUAGCUGUUGGAUCAGGCUCUAAAGGAAAGGCUGGAGAGAUUCAACCAGUUAGUGUGAAAGUUGGAGAUAAAGUUCUUCUCCCAGAAUACGGAGGCACCAAAGUAGUUCUAGAUGACAAGGAUUAUUUCCUAUUUAGAGAUGGUGACAUUCUUGGAAAAUAUGUCGACUAAAAUAAGUCACUAUUGAAAUGGCAUCACGUGAAGCUGCCCGUUCCCCCAAUGGCAUCACGUGAAGCUGCCACUGAAGUUCUGAAAUCUUUCAUCCUGUAAAUAAUUUCCGUGUUUCUUUUAUAAUAAAGUAAUGAUAUCCAAACUAAUGAUAUUCAGUGUCUCUGAAAUUUAGUUUUCUCUGUAUUGAUUUAAACAUUCCCAAAUAAAAGUAUAUAAAUGAAAAAAAAAAAAAAA